AUGUCCUACAACUGUUUCACAAGAAACUGCUCUUCCAGGCCAAUUGGAGGACACUGCGCUGUCCCAGCGGCCCCGGUUGCCACGGCUUCUACCCAGGAUGCCGACUGCCUGAGCGGCAUCUAUUUGCCCAGUUCCUUCCAAACUGGCUCCUGGCUCCUGGACCACUGUCAGGGGACCACCUGUGAGCCCACUGUUUGCCAGCCAACCUGUCACCAGCAAAAUCCUUGCAUCUCCAGCCUCGGACAGGUGACCUGCUCUCGACAGACCACCUGUGUCUCUAAUCCUUGCUCGACCACCUACAGCCGGCCACUCACCUUUGUCUCCAGUGGCUGUCAGCCCCUGGGUGGCAUCUCUAAUGUGUGCCAGCCAGUGGGAGGAGUCUCCACUGUCUGCCAACCAGCCUGCGGGGGCUCCAGGACGUACCAGCGGUCCUGCAUGUCCAGCUGUCGAAGAACUUGCUAA
Molecule: messenger RNA, 462 nt
Organism: Panthera uncia (snow leopard)
Lineage: Eukaryota; Metazoa; Chordata; Mammalia; Carnivora; Felidae
Product: keratin-associated protein 11-1
Exons: 1
Coding region: 1-462 (153 amino acids)
Cellular component (GO): keratin filament
Molecular function (GO): structural molecule activity
Source: RefSeq, a predicted model, not a curated record